Molecule: messenger RNA, 2107 nt
Organism: Cloeon dipterum
Lineage: Eukaryota; Metazoa; Arthropoda; Insecta; Ephemeroptera; Baetidae
Exons: 5
Coding region: 149-2107 (652 amino acids)
Source: RefSeq, a predicted model, not a curated record
UGUCAUUUUAUCAAUACUCAUUAAACACAACUCUACUGACUCUUUGAAAACCGAGAUUUUCCGCGGACUCAAUCUUCUCCUUGGAACUAAUGACUUUCCGGACAACCAGUAUAAGUUGAAAAAACUUUACAAAGCAACCAGUGACACAAUGGAAUGUCAUGUUUUUUGCAAGAAGUGCAUGAAAUAUGUGGGAUUGAAAGAAGAAAAGUUACUCUGUCCAUCAUGCAAUGAGUUGAUCAAAAAAUCAGAAAAGGAAGAAAAUUUCUUCUUUACCGCCAAGCUGAAGAAUAUUUUGUCAUCAACACUUGAGAAGAAUAGCGAGAGCUAUGAUGGAAACUUUGCUGAAAUGCCAUUAGUGAGGGCAGAUGGAGAAGAGAAAGUCUUUUCUGAUCUCCCAGAUGGAAGCAUCCACGCUUCGCUUCGUGGAAAAUUCGGACCUUCCAUUCAUAGUUACAACAUUUUCGGGGAUGCUGCACCUGCUUUCGAAGCCUCGAAGAAAUCCAUUUUUGCUCUGAUGUUGGCUCCAAACUUUAUUAAAAAAUCGGAGAGGUCUCGAAACGUGAAGCUAGCAGCAAUCUGGGUGGGCCGAAAAGAGCCUGAUAUGAAUGUUCUUCUACAGCCUUUUGUUAAAGAGGCUAGGUAUAUUGCUGAAAAAGGAAUUCAGUGGACGGACCACAACGGAGAAGCGAGAAACUGUAAAAUUUUCCCACUCACAGCAGUCGCAGACUCGGUCGCGAGACCCAAGAUGAUCGGGUCAUGCGUACACAAUGCUCAAUUUGGAUGCACUUGGUGUUAUCACCCCAACGACGCCAUUGGGCAGUCGUACAACAGGUAUACUUUUCGAGAACCAUGUGCGCCACUACGCACUAACGUAUCCUGGAAAGAGGAUUUGGACACUGCCUUAAGCACAGGUGAGCCCUGCAAGGGUGUUCAAAAUGAAAGCGUUCUGCUGGAUCUACCAGGGUUUCUCAUCCCUGAAAAUAUUGGAGUUGAGCAGAUGCACGCGGCUGAUGUAGGCCACUCAAAAACAGUCCUGAAAUUGUGGACAAGCAAUUUUCGCCAAGACUACUACAUUUACACUCCUGCAAAGCGAAUGCUCCUCGACAAAAAUAUGUCUGAGGUGCGACUGCCGACUCUGAAAAAUGCAAGAUUGCUCACAAAAUUUACAGACUUUAAAUCAUGGAAAGCUAGCCAGGCAAAGUUGUGGACUCUUCACUUGAGUGUGCCAUUGCUCAUUGAGGUACAGAAGCCAAAAGAUGUAGCGGUUUGGGCAAGAUUUGUCGCUGCAUAUUGGCUCCUUAAUCAGUCCACGAUUACGGAGACUGAUCUGAUUACUGCUCAAACCUACCUAGAGGAGCAUUCUCAAGGAUAUGAGACACUCUACGGAACUCUGGUCAUGACGUCAAACCUUCAUCAGUCUCUUCACUGGCCAUUGGCUGUUGCUCGAAUGGGUCCGUUACAAAACUUUUCGGCAUACCAGUAUGAAGGAAAGUUCCCAGACAUCAAAAAAGACAUCAGCAGCACGAAAGCUACCGCACAACAGGUAAUGGAGCGUGCAAUCAUGAGAGAAUCGCUCCCUCACAUUGCACAGACAGUGCUCAGGAGGCAACAAACAAAAGAGUACGUUUCCCAACUCUUAGAAGGCAAAUCUACCAAAGUCGGACCACCUGAGACAAGAGGCCCACCAACGUCUGAAGAUGCUGAAGGGAAGCACUUCAAGAAAGCACUGUGGUCAGGAUUUGUCCUUCGAACUUUUGAGAGUCAGAAGGGUACACGCAAAUGUGACUCUUGCGUGCAACUGAAAGACAAUACAUUUGGUAUCGUCACAGAUGUCAUGAAAAUUGUUGAAAACAACAAAGUCAGAUUAAAAAUUUUAUCUUUGAACUGCACGCCACACAUCAUCAAAAAGUGCACAAUUAGGUCGGGCGAUCGUGAACUGAAUAUGGAAGACCUGAAGCUCCCUCAUCUUUAUUCAGCAAGUGUGGCGCACCAGCGAUUGAGGGUGGUAGAUGCCGAAAUGGUCAAGGGUGUUUGUAUUUUGAUGGAAAUGACAAAUGGAAAGUUGUAUGUUAUAGUGCUUUGCGCGGGUCGCGGGUUUGAGGGUUGA